Molecule: messenger RNA, 1426 nt
Organism: Haliotis rubra (blacklip abalone)
Lineage: Eukaryota; Metazoa; Mollusca; Gastropoda; Lepetellida; Haliotidae
Product: putative defense protein 3
Exons: 8
Coding region: 198-1022 (274 amino acids)
Molecular function (GO): oxidoreductase activity, acting on metal ions
Source: RefSeq, a predicted model, not a curated record
AGAAGCACCACUUUAAUCUGUCAUAAUUGCGGGCUCGACCACAUCUUGUGACUGGACACCUGUCACUGGGGUUCUCUUGGGCGCACUUCCGGUAAGGCCAGUACUAUUUUCCUUAGGAUAGGACCCGUACUGGAUACACUGUCUCAUGAACUAAGGUGACUUUUUCUGGGCCAAAAUAUUUAGCUCACCUUGCCAGAAUGCACCUGAGUGUUGUGACUGUGUUGCUAUCUUGCCUCAUGGCAAGGACUCUGGGGUAUUCCUUUGGAGCGGUAGAAAUGGCGUGCCCCUCAAUGUUUCCACUGGGACAUCAUGGAACGGCACCGCAGACAGUACCAUCACCGUUUAUUAUCAAAGUAUCCGACACAAGCUAUUAUGAAAAGAAAAAGAUUACAGUGACGCUCGAGUCUCGAUGUAGCCACAUGUUCAAGGGCUUCCUCAUCCAGGCCAGGAGAGCUGACCCUCGCUAUGACCAGACAGAGUUCAUCGGGACAUUCACCCCCGUCAUGUUGACCCAGGGAGUCUGUGGACCGUCAGGGAACAGCGCCUUGACUCACAGCAACAACCAGACCAAGACCAGCCUAGACUUUGUGUGGCAAGCACCUGCUGGACUCAAUGACCAUAUCGUCUUUAGAGCGACAUUUGUUGAGAGCUAUAGCACCAUCUGGGUCAACGUGACCUCAUCCAUCGUCACGGGCAACCUGCAGAUUCACGUGCCAUUCCAGACCACGUGGCUCACAAGAAACAUGUAUCCCUGCUCUAUAAAGGACGCCCGCUUCACGAUGGACCCCCGGUGUGGGGACACCAUGGGCUGUUUCCACGACUGUGAGGCGCUGGGAGGGUGUUCCGUGCUGGUGUCGUGGCAGGACCGGGGAUGGCACGUCCCCACCAUCGACUUCACUAUCACCACCGUGCACCUCGGCCUCGGGGACAAGUGGGUCGCCCUGGGCUUCUCAGAAGACACCCAGAUGGGCUGGGACAGCGUCACCGAGUGUGUGGAGGUAGGCACCGGCAUCUUCUUUUAACCCUCCUACAACAUCGGCCACUCCAACAUCAGGAUAUCACAGUAUCCGGUUGGCCUGACUCCAGUUUCUGGUUCGGACAAGGACGGUAUCUUCCAAUGCUCCUUUCGACGAAAGAAGGUUCUGUCGGGCGAUGAUCGAUUUUACGACCUGAACAAAGAUUUCUACCUCCUCGUUGCCAGUGGUCGUGCGACCCCAGAGGGCAACAAGAUACAGCACACGUGGCGACCGUGGAUCUCCAGCGUCACCAUUGACCUCCAGAAACACACCAGUACCCACGUGAACACCCUGCCGGAGCAGCCACCGCGCCCACUGUCCAACCUUAAAACAAAGCUACAGCACUCACACCACACCCUCCCUCUUUAGCCCAGCCUCCAUACAUCAUGUAUUAAAUGUGAUUGACCCUC